AAUUUAAAACCCCAUUUUCAUAAGCAAAAGCCACAAAAUAAAAACCUUUUCUCUUUCUCUUUAUAAUUAAUCUCCUUCAUUCUUAAGCUAUGUGUUAAGAGCUAAAGUAUAAACUAAACUAAACCGCUCUUUUUUUUUUCUUUCUAAAACUCUAAACGCCGUAACGGACUUUCCCAAUUUCUCAAAGCACCGUCACAAACACCCUCUCGUGCGUGUCACGUGACAUUCAAAACCCUAAUUCCCUUUAUGGCUUUGGACCAACCCUCGUUACCUUCGAAUCCUAACUCCGUUGAUGGUGACGGGAACGGGAACGGGACGCCACCGUCCUCCACCGUGAAUGGCGGCGAGGAUGGGAAACCUACGGCGAGGCUACCGCGGUGGACGCGGCAGGAGAUUCUGGUGCUUAUACAGGGGAAGAGUGACGCGGAGAGCCGGUUCAAACCGGGUCGAAACGGUUCGGGGUUUGGUUCGAGUGAACCGAAAUGGGCGUUGGUUUCGUCUUACUGUAAGAAGCACGGUGUGAACCGGGGGCCGAUUCAGUGUCGGAAGCGGUGGAGUAAUCUCGCCGGAGAUUAUAAGAAGAUUAAGGAGUGGGAGACUCAGGUGAGAGAUGAAACGGAGUCGUUUUGGUUGAUGAGGAAUGAUUUGAGGAGAGAGAGGAAAUUGCCGGGGUAUUUUGAUCGUGAGGUUUACGAUAUUCUUGAUUCGCCGUCUGUGGCAGUGGCGGCAGCUGCCGCCGCGGCGGCGACGGUUCUUCCUAUGGCUGUGUCGGUUUCGGAGGCGGUUGGUGAUGAGGAGGUUCAUAUUUACGACAGUAAUAGGAAAGUGAGUGGUGAAGAUGGGUUAUUCUCGGAUUUUGAGAAGGAUGAGGUUUUGGUUUCCUCCAAAGAUGUUCAUGUUCCUUCACCUGUUCCUAUCUCAGAGAAGCAGUUUCUACCGCCCCUCAGUCGCUGCCAAGGAGAAGGCAAUGCUCAAGGCCAAUUGCUUACUCAACGCCACGCAGGUUUCUGCUAUUGCAUUUGGAUUUCAAUAGGAUUGCAACGAACCGCCUUUUUUUCCAGCUUUUGUCGAUCAGGACUUGAUUGGGUACCAACAAUGAGAAACAACCCGCCUCAAAUCCAGAAAUGGGUUCUACAUCUCAAGGGGAACGGAAGCGGAAACGGCUUCCAACCGAUGAAGAAGACGAAUCCUUGCAAAGUCAGUUAAUCGACGUGUUAGAGAAAAACGGCAAGAUGCUAAGCGAACAACUAGAGGCUCAGAACAUCAACUUCCAACUGGAUCGCCAGCACCAGAACGACACUGCAAGUAACAUAGUUGCUGUGCUCGAUAAGCUUGCAAAUGCUCUUGGAAGAAUUGCUGAUAAAUUGUAGUGCAAGAAGAAGGAUCAGAGUAGUAGUGUACAUAACAUUUGGAAUCAACAAUAGUGGGUCCCUUCAUUAUUUUUUGACCACUUGUUCACUUUUUUUAGUGUUGUUAUUACUGCUGCCAUUAUAGGACUUAGGACUAUAUACAACAUUUUGGAGUUACUGCAUUUAUUCUAUUUUUCAUUGAGGUUUCAUGAAUCCUUCCAUGGUCAAUAAUAAAUAGUUUUUGUA
This is a messenger RNA of Lathyrus oleraceus (garden pea), 1595 nucleotides long. RefSeq names its product trihelix transcription factor ASR3. The record is from RefSeq and is a predicted model, not a curated record. Lineage: Eukaryota; Viridiplantae; Streptophyta; Magnoliopsida; Fabales; Fabaceae. The coding region runs from base 247 to 1206 and encodes 319 amino acids. The transcript has 4 exons.